Molecule: messenger RNA, 565 nt
Organism: Anopheles moucheti
Lineage: Eukaryota; Metazoa; Arthropoda; Insecta; Diptera; Culicidae
Exons: 3
Coding region: 80-565 (161 amino acids)
Source: RefSeq, a predicted model, not a curated record
AAGCCGUGCGACUGGUUCGGUGUACAAGAUCCGCAAUAAUAGAUCUGCUCUUCAUCUGAAACAAUGUGUAGCGAACGAGAUGGAAGAGACAAACAGAUCUAGAACAGAAGCUCGAUCAGUGUUGCAGGGCGGAUCGCCAGAAGAGAUGCAUACCGAUUUAGAUGGCCAAGAAAAUAUUCUGAGACAAAAUAUGGACACGGAAGAAACGAGGACAAUCGCUUCUCCAAUGCUGCAGCCGAUAAUUAGCUCCGUCUCUAAUGGCCACGAAGAUAUUUUGUCCGAUGAUCAAGAUUAUAGUGAGCAGGAUGAAUCAUUCGAACAAAUUUCCGACGAUUUAUCUUUCCGAGAAGAGCUUCGAUCGUGGGCGUUAUCAACGAACCAAACGCAUCAUGCCCUAAAUUCGCUUUUGGAAAUUUUGCAUAAAAAAACUGAUUUUCCACUACCGAAAGACGCCAGAACGUUAAUGCGUACACCGACCAAUACAGCCGCUUGUAUUUCUACAAUUGAAGGUGGUCGUUUCUGGUAUCAUGGCAUCAGCAAUUGUCUACAGGAAUAUUUCAGGUAA